CGGGCUGGCCAAUGGGAGCCGCGCCCAGGCCAGCGGGGCUGCCCGUCGCGGAAGGGCUAAGGUGGCGGAGGCGAAGGCGCAGGCCGUGGGAGCCGCUCGCAGGCAGGUGACUAUGAAAGGCUUAUAUUUUCAACGAAAUUCUACAAAUGAAGAAAUUACAUUUGUAUUUCAAGAAAGGGAAAAUCUUCCUGUUACAGAGGAUCAUUAUGUGAAACUUCAAGUGAAAGCUUGUGCUCUGAGCCAGAUAAAUACAAAGCUUCUAGCAGAAAUGAAGAUGGAGAAAGAUUUCUUUCCUGUUGGGAGAGAAAUUGCUGGAAUUGUGUUAGAUGUUGGAAGCAAAGUAUCAUUCUUUCAACCAGAUGAUGAAGUAGUCGGAAUUUUACCCCUGGAUUCUGAAGACCCUGGGCUUUGUGAAGUUGUUAGAGUACAUGAGCAUUACUUAGUUCACAAACCAGAAAAAGUAACGUGGACAGAAGCCGCUGGAACGGUUCGGGAUGGUGUGCGCGCCUACACGGCUCUGCAUUAUCUUUCUUAUCUUUCUCCUGGGAAGUCGGUGCUGAUCAUGGACGGAGCAAGUGCACUUGGCACCAUAGCCAUUCAGCUGGCACAGCACAGAGGAGCGAAAGUGAUCACGACGGCACAGAGCCUGGAAGACAAGCAGUGUCUGGACAGACUGCGGUCUUCUGUAGCCCGAGUCAUUGAUGUAUCUAAUGGCAAAGCCCAUGUUGCUGAAAGCUGUUUAGAAGAAACAGGUGGACUGGGAGUAGAUAUUGUCCUAGAUGCUGGAGUGAGAUUAUAUAGUAAAGAUGAUGAACCAGCCGUAAAAUUACAGCUGCUGCCACACAAACAUGAUAUCAUCACCCUUCUUGGCGUUGGAGGUCAUUGGGUAACAACAGAAGAAAACUUGCAGUUGGACCCUCCAGAUAGCCACUGCCUUUUCCUCAAGGGAGCAUCGGUGGCUUUCCUUAAUGAUGAAGUAUGGAAUCUGUCCAAUGUGCAACAGGGGAAGUAUCUUUGCAUCUUGAAGGACGUGAUGGAGAAGCUGUCAGCCGGCGUGUUCAGGCCUCGGCUGGACGAGCCCAUUCCCCUGUACGAGGCGAAAGUCUCCAUGGAAGUUGUUCAGAAAAAUCAAGGAAGAAAAAAGCAAGUUGUUCAGUUUUAAUUGUGUUCUAUCUCCGACCUCGGUUGGAUGAACCCCGAUCCGGUGCCCGAAGCCAGAGUGUCCUUGGAAAUUGUUCAGAGAAGUCAAGGACGAUGAAAGCAAGUUGUUCCGGCUUGGGGUUUUUUGGGGGGUAUUUUUGGUUUUUUGGUGUUUUGUUGUUUUUUUUUUUUAAGCACAACCUUCCCGCCGAGGGGCGAGGCUCAGAGUUACUUGAAGUUUCUGAAAAAGCGCUGCACAGUCGAGACUGUCCUGCGGGGAAUAUUCUGGAAGUCGUGCGCCUGCGCGGGGCCCGGCUCGGGCGCCCCGGGGUCCCCCAGCGCCCCGGGGUCCCCUCGCGCGUCAUCAAGCCGCUGAGACGCUCCUCAGGCUCCGCUGUCGUGAUUUGUCGUUUGCGUGUGGGUGCGCGUCGCGCGGCUCGAGCUCACAGACGCCUGAAGU
Messenger RNA from Talpa occidentalis (Iberian mole), 1600 nucleotides. It is a transcript of the gene CRYZL1, whose product is annotated as crystallin zeta like 1. Lineage: Eukaryota; Metazoa; Chordata; Mammalia; Eulipotyphla; Talpidae. The transcript is spliced from 13 exons. The record is from RefSeq and is a predicted model, not a curated record. Gene Ontology annotation, molecular function: oxidoreductase activity. The coding region runs from base 113 to 1162 and encodes 349 amino acids.